AAAAUGGAAAGUGAGGAUUUUUACAAUGUUGAUGUGCUUAUCAGACCAGCCAGAAAGGACGAUAUGAUGGCUGUCGCUAGUUUAAUACAGGAACUGGCCGAUUUUCAAAAUAUGUCAGAUGGUCCGAAAAUGAAUGCUACAGAUUUACAGAGAGAUGGCUUUGAAACAACACCACCAGCAUUUCAGCUUCUUGUAGCAGAGAACAAAAAGAAUAAUGCAGUUAUUGGCUAUGCUCUGUACUUUACAACAUAUUCAACUUGGGAGGGCCCGGCAAUGAUGCUGGAAGAUUUGUAUGUGAAACCUGCAUUGAGAAAGCAAGGUAUAGGGAGAAAGCUUUUUAAUGCAGUUACCAAGCAAGCAUCACUGGCUAGAUGUUCACGAUUAGACUUUCAUGUCUUGGAAUGGAAUAAAGCAAAAUCAUUUUAUGAGUCCAUUGGAGCUGUAAACCUGACCAAAACUGAACAAUGGUGCUUGUAUCGACUGUCUGGGGAUGCUUUCCAAAAAACAGCUAAUCAGAAGUAGCAUAACAGUGUUGGCAAUUUAAUAAAAGACUCAAUGUGAUCAAACAUUAUGGGUAUAUUUUUGUAAUGUAAUAUUAUAUACAACAUAACAU
Molecule: messenger RNA, 613 nt
Organism: Cydia amplana
Lineage: Eukaryota; Metazoa; Arthropoda; Insecta; Lepidoptera; Tortricidae
Product: thialysine N-epsilon-acetyltransferase-like
Exons: 4
Coding region: 4-522 (172 amino acids)
Molecular function (GO): N-acetyltransferase activity
Source: RefSeq, a predicted model, not a curated record